AUGGCCGCUUCGCUGGCCGCCUCGCCCUCUUUCCCGCCGCGCGGCCACCCGGCCCCCUUCGUACGGAGCUUGCCGUUGGCGUCGCCGCGGCGAGGCGCGGCCCGCCGCACCCUCCCCGUCCCGGCGCACGCCGGCGGGGACGGUGGCGGCGAGGGGGGCGCCGGGAGGAUACUAGACCCGCUCGCCACGCCCUUCCAGGUCCUCGGCCUCGACGCCUCGGCCGGCUACUCCGCCGCGCAGCUCAAAGCCGCCUUCCGCGCUCGGGUAAAGGAAUUCCAUCCUGACGUUUGCAAGGACACGGAGAGUGCAGAUUUAAUAAUGAGGCGGGUGCUGGAGGCCUAUGAGAUGUUAUCUGGCAACAUGGGAAUGAUGAUUGAAAGGAACAAUAUUGACCCAUUUGAUGAACCUGAGUGUGAAGCUCGCGACAUAUUUGUCAAUGAGAUCCUAUGUAUUGGCACUGGAUGCCCAUAUUCUUGUGUUAAAAGGGCACCUCAUGCAUUUGCAUUUGCAGAUGACAUUGGUACAGCUCGUGCAAUAUCUCAAGGUAAUGGUGACGAUUACCCUGUCCAACUUGCUGUUGGGCAGUGUCCGAGAAAGUGCAUAUACUAUGUGACACCUUGCCAACGUACUAUUUUGGAGGAAGUUCUUGCUAGCAUAUUGAUGACGCCAUGGGACCUCUCUGAAGCUGCAGUUCUGGAUUCGCUCACGUCAAAAGCAAAGUUUGAGAACAACAGGUACACGAAGCCCAAAAGAGAAGCGAAAUCAUCUUCUGACUAUGUUGACUGGAUGUGA
Messenger RNA from Triticum turgidum subsp. durum (durum wheat), 792 nucleotides. The record is from the annotation of a GenBank genome assembly. NCBI's taxonomy places the organism in Eukaryota, Viridiplantae, Streptophyta, Magnoliopsida, Poales, Poaceae.